GUCACCGCCAAGCGACAGUCUAGGCGGAGGCAGUGGUGAGCGGAGCCCAGCGGCAGCUCCAGGAGAGACAGAACGGAGUUGUCUUCUCUAUGGGGAGCAGCAGCUUGUGGCGGAGGUGACCUCUUGCUCCCAGCCUCGGAGGGACUCAGUGGCUAGAGUAGAGGUCGCUGAAGGCGGGGCUGGAAGGUUUUGGCGGCGGCAGGAAAGCUCUACAGUCAGGAUGCACAGCGGUGCCUGUGGUCUGCAGCUCCUGUUCCCGUGCUCCUGAAGGGGUGAUGCUUCCAUUCGCUCCUCAGGAGGAGCCCUGGGAUCAAGACAUGGAGGUGUUUGGUGGCGGCGCGAACAGCUGCGAGGUAAAUCAUCUUAAAGUGAUUGAUGAUCCAAUGGAAGAGGGAGAAGCAGAUUCUUGCCAAGAUGAAGGAGUUAAAGAAAUUCCUAUUAUUCAUCAUGUUAAGGAAGGAUAUGAGAAAGCAGACCCUGCACAGUUUGAGUUGCUCAAGGUUCUUGGUCAGGGAUCCUUUGGAAAGGUUUUUCUUGUUAGAAAGAAGACUGGCCCUGAUGCUGGGCAACUCUAUGCAAUGAAGGUGUUAAAAAAAGCUUCUUUGAAAGUUCGAGACAGAGUUCGCACAAAGAUGGAGAGGGAUAUACUGGUGGAAGUAAAUCAUCCAUUUAUUGUCAAAUUGCAUUAUGCCUUUCAGACUGAAGGGAAGCUGUAUUUAAUACUGGAUUUUCUCAGAGGAGGAGAUGUCUUCACAAGAUUAUCCAAAGAGGUUCUGUUUACAGAGGAAGAUGUGAAAUUCUACCUUGCAGAACUAGCCCUUGCUUUGGAUCAUCUGCACCAAUUAGGAAUUGUAUAUAGAGACCUGAAGCCAGAAAACAUUUUGCUUGAUGAAAUAGGACAUAUCAAGUUAACAGAUUUUGGACUCAGCAAAGAAUCAGUAGAUCAAGAAAAGAAGGCCUACUCAUUUUGUGGUACGGUGGAGUAUAUGGCUCCUGAAGUAGUCAAUAGGAGAGGUCAUUCCCAGAGUGCUGAUUGGUGGUCAUAUGGUGUACUUAUGUUUGAAAUGCUUACUGGUACACUGCCAUUUCAAGGUAAAGACAGAAAUGAGACCAUGAAUAUGAUAUUAAAAGCAAAACUUGGAAUGCCUCAGUUUCUUAGUGCUGAAGCACAAAGUCUUUUAAGGAUGUUAUUCAAAAGGAAUCCAGCAAAUAGAUUGGGUUCAGAAGGAGUUGAGGAAAUCAAAAGACAUCAUUUUUUUGCAAAUAUUGAUUGGAAUAAAUUAUAUAAAAGAGAAGUUCAACCUCCUUUCAAACCUGCUUCUGGAAAACCAGAUGAUACUUUUUGUUUUGAUCCUGAAUUUACUGCAAAAACACCCAAAGAUUCUCCUGGUUUGCCAGCCAGUGCUAAUGCUCAUCAACUCUUCAAAGGAUUCAGCUUUGUUUCAACUUCUAUUGCUGAAGAAUAUAAAAUCACUCCUAUCACAAGUGCAGAUGUAUUACCAAUUGUUCAGAUAAAUGGAAAUGCUGCACAAUUUGGUGAGGUAUAUGAGUUGAAAGAAGAUAUUGGCGUUGGCUCCUAUUCUGUUUGCAAGCGAUGCAUACAUACAGUUACCAACAUGGAAUUUGCAGUGAAGGUUAUUGACAAAAGUAAGAGAGACCCCUCAGAAGAAAUUGAAAUUUUGAUGCGCUAUGGACAACACCCAAAUAUUAUCACUUUAAAAGAUGUUUAUGAUGAUGGUAGAUAUGUUUACCUUGUUACGGAUUUGAUGAAAGGAGGAGAACUACUUGACCGUAUUCUCAAACAAAAAUGUUUCUCGGAAAGGGAAGCUAGUGAUGUACUGUUUGUAAUAACUAAAACAGUUGACUACCUUCAUUGUCAAGGAGUUGUUCAUCGUGAUCUUAAACCUAGUAAUAUUUUAUACAUGGAUGAAUCAGCCAAUGCAGACUCCAUUCGGAUCUGUGAUUUUGGGUUUGCAAAGCAACUUCGAGGAGAAAAUGGGCUUCUCUUAACUCCAUGCUACACUGCAAAUUUUGUAGCACCUGAGGUUCUUAUGCAACAGGGCUACGAUGCUGCUUGUGAUAUUUGGAGUCUUGGAGUCCUUUUUUACACAAUGUUGGCUGGUUAUACUCCGUUUGCUAAUGGCCCCAAUGAUACUCCUGAAGAGAUACUGCUGCGUAUAGGCAAUGGAAAGUUCUCUUUGAGUGGUGGAAACUGGGACAAUAUUUCAGAUGGAGCAAAGGAUUUGCUUUCCCAUAUGCUACAUAUGGAUCCACAUCAGCGGUACACUACAGAACAAGUAUUAAAACACUCAUGGAUAACCCACAGAGACCAGUUGCCAAAUGAUCAGCCAAAUAGAAAUGGUACAUCAUAUGUCAUUAAGGGAGCAGUGGUUGCCACAUAUUCAGCACUGACUCACAAGACCUUCCAACCAGUCCUAGAGCCUGUUGCUGCCUCAAGCUUAGCUCAGCGACGAAGCAUGAAAAAGAGGACUUCAACUGGCUUGUAAGAUUUCCAGUGUUCCUCUGACAAAAUGGAUGAAGAGAAAAGGCAAAUGUGUAGCUUUUGCCUAACCUUAUA
Molecule: messenger RNA, 2578 nt
Organism: Eptesicus fuscus (big brown bat)
Lineage: Eukaryota; Metazoa; Chordata; Mammalia; Chiroptera; Vespertilionidae
Gene: RPS6KA6
Product: ribosomal protein S6 kinase A6
Exons: 22
Coding region: 276-2507 (743 amino acids)
Biological process (GO): protein phosphorylation
Molecular function (GO): magnesium ion binding; ribosomal protein S6 kinase activity; ATP binding
Source: RefSeq, a predicted model, not a curated record